Messenger RNA from Tarenaya hassleriana, 2025 nucleotides. RefSeq names its product pentatricopeptide repeat-containing protein At5g11310, mitochondrial. The transcript has 2 exons. Bases 218 to 2002 code for a protein of 594 amino acids. The record is from RefSeq and is a predicted model, not a curated record. NCBI's taxonomy places the organism in Eukaryota, Viridiplantae, Streptophyta, Magnoliopsida, Brassicales, Cleomaceae. Gene Ontology annotation, molecular function: protein binding.
UUAGACUCUUAGGAUGCUUCUGAACUUGUGGACGUUGUGUAAUGACCUUCAUUGAUUUAUGAAAUCGCAAAAAACCCUAAAUUGCUUCCGCCAAAUUUUCUCUCUCGAUCGAUCGUGGCACGAAACCCAAAACCCAAAACCCGAAAUCCUUACCGCUCUGCUUCCGUCAAAAUCUUCAAUGGUGAACCGAUUGGUUACAGUUUGAGCAACGACUGAAAUGAGGUGUCUGGUCUCCUCCUUCCGUCGCGUACUCUCCUUAAACCCUAAUCACCAUCAACUUCUUCUUCAGAAACUCUUCUCCUCUUCCCGUUCACGGGUCUCUAUCCCUGUCAACUCUUUAAUUCAAGGGCCGCUAUCUCCUUCCCCGCCGGAUUCUAGAUGUAUCCCAUCGCAGCAAAUCUCUCUCUCCGAUUUCGCGCAGUCUGACUUCUCCACCAUUUCGAAUAUCCUUGAAAAUCCUAAUAUUAUUCCUGAUUCGAAUCUCGAGUCCGCCCUGGAUGGGACUGGGAUCGAACCGAGUAAUGGAUUGGUUCAAGCACUUUUUGAUCGCUUCGGUUCAUCGCCGAAGCUGCUGCAUUCGGUGUACAGAUGGGCAGAGGGGAAACCCGGGUUUCAAACGUCUUCUUCGUUGUUUGAUUUGGUUAUAAAUACUCUAGGUAAAGCUCGGGAUUUCGAGUCGGUUUGGUCACUGAUUCUUGAUCGUAUGGGAAGCAGUGGAGGAUCAGAGUUGGUUUCUGCAAAUACGUUUGUGGUUCUUAUCAGACGGUAUGCGCGUGCUGGUAUGGUAAAGUCAGCAAUAAAGGCAUUUGAAUUUGCUAGAGAUUCUGACAUCAUUUCUACACCAGAUUCGGAAGCGAAGUUGUUUGAGAUUCUGUUAGAUACCCUUUGUAAAGAGGGGCUUGUCAGAGCGGCUUCAGAGUAUUUCGAGAAGAGAAGGCUAACGGAACCAAGUUGGGUUCCUUCUGUUCGGAUUUUUAACAUUUUAUUGAAUGGAUGGUUCCGCUCAAGAAAACUUAAGAAGGCAGAGAAGCUGUGGUCGGAGAUGAAGAGCGAGAACAUGGUACCGACAGUUGUCACAUAUGGUACUCUAAUAGAAGGGUAUUGCAGGAUGCGUCGGGUUGAGAUUGCUAUUGAGUUGGUUGAAGAGAUGAAGAAGAUGGGAAUCGAGCCUAAUUUUAUCAUAUAUAAUCCAAUCAUUGACGCUUUAGGUGAAGCGGGUCGGUUUAAGGAGGCUUUAAGUAUGAUGGAGAGGUUCUUCAUUUGUGAACCGGGUCCUAACAUCUCGACUUACAAUUCAUUAGUGAAGGGUUUCUGCAAGGGUGGAGAUUUAUCUGGUGCUAGCAAAAUCCUCAAGAUGAUGACGAGCCGAGGCAUUGCUCCUACAACAACUACGUACAACUAUAUCUUUAAGUAUUACUCGAAACAUGGGAAAACCCAAGAGGGCAUGAAUCUAUACUCGAAAUUGGUUGAUGUUGGAUGUAACCCAGAUCGGCUUACUUACCAUUUGGUCUUAAAAAUGCUGUGCGAGGAUGGAAAGCUGAGCCUGGCAAUGCAAGUGAACAAGGAAAUGAAAAACAGAGGAAUCGAUCCAGACCUAGCAACUAGCACAAUGUUGAUUCAUCUGCUCAUUAGGCUGGACAUGUUCGGAGAAGCAGUUGCAGAGUUUGAGAAUUCAGUGAGACAGGGAAUAGUACCACAGUAUAUUACCUUCAAGAUGAUCUCCGAUGCAUUAAGAUCAAAAGGGAUGACAGAGAUGGUGAAGAAGCUCUGUGAUUUGAUGUCUUCUCUUUCACAUUCGAAAAAUCUGCCAAACACAUACAAAGGAGUCAUAGAUACAUCAGAUAAAGAUCGUAGAGUGUCUAUUCUGCAAAGGGCUGAAGCAAUGUCUGAUGUGUUGAAGGGUUGCAACAACCCGAGGAAGCUCAUGAAACAGCGUGGAACUUCUAAAAAGACUGCAUGUAGCACUAAUGUAUCAGCAAGUGAUAUCGGUAAACGAGACUGAGAGGCAUACGAUUAGAGGACAAA